GCUUGAUGAUUUUUUGGUCGCGUCGGUUCCGAGACAGUCUCGCGGCUGUAGUAGUAGUGAUGCACCUCAUGAUGGACGCACAGACAGCACUGUCCCUCGUUGCCUCCUUCUUCCCUCUCGAAUGGCGUAUCAAGCCGACCGAGGUCGACGUUCGACCGAUCCUCGGAGGCUUCGUCAACCGCCUGUACCUCGUCUCGAGGACGACGCGAGCGGAUCGUGAACCCUCGCGAGUCCUCAUACGCCUCUUUGGUUUGGGCCCAGGACUCGAGGAACCUCCCGUUACCAGCUCGACGCUCUCGGCGACUGAACAGGCAGUGAUGUAUUACGAGAUGGGCCGUCGUGGAUGGGGGCCUAGACUUUACGGGGUGUUCAGAGGUGGGAGGCUGGAGGAAUGGAUUGAUAGUCGGACGUUGAGGGCGGACGAGGCGACGUUGUUGUGUAAGGACAUGGCGAAGAGUCUCGCGAGGUUCCACUCGUUGAUUCUUCCGCUGAGACGGACGACCUUUGGUUCGGUGGUGGAGGAGCUCAAGGCGGCGUGUGAGGCCAAUAAGGAUCACCCAUGGUUCACAGAGACUGAUUGGCCUGCCGAGUUGGACUGGGUGGCGAGCUUGUUCACGAGAUACAAGUGCAAGGCGUCACUCGCACUGAUGGAUGCAAACUAUCUCAACGUGCUCGUCAGAAACGAUGCAGAGGUCGUGCUGAUAGACUAUGAGACGGCGACAUAUGCAUACAGAGGGAUCGAUAUGGGCGGAUUCUUUACAGCGAGGAUGUACGACUGGAAUGCGAAUGGUAGCAAGUUGACCGGAUGUGCGUUACCGUCGCCCGAGGAAGAGAGGUCGUUCUGUGAGGCGUAUAAGGAGGAGCUGGGCGAGGACGACGUCGACGUGGACCAGCUGCUGGUCGAAGCGAAGAUUGGCCAGCUGUAUCAAAUAUUGUUCAGUGUGUUCAUGUGUGGAGAGUUGAAGGCUUUGGAAGAGGAUUUGCUGGAUGCUUUGGGUCACAUGCUGGAGUCGUACAAGCGGCUCAAGGCGGGGUGGCAGGGGAAUACAGAAUGGACUCAGAGGGGAUAACCUUGUGUAGGAGCUCAUAUCCGUGAGACUUUGCUCAAUGUGUGCAUGCAUACCAGGUGAAGG
Molecule: messenger RNA, 1133 nt
Organism: Kockovaella imperatae
Lineage: Eukaryota; Fungi; Basidiomycota; Tremellomycetes; Tremellales; Cuniculitremaceae
Product: kinase-like domain-containing protein
Exons: 2
Coding region: 6-1070 (354 amino acids)
Biological process (GO): CDP-choline pathway; phosphatidylethanolamine biosynthetic process
Cellular component (GO): cytoplasm
Molecular function (GO): choline kinase activity; ethanolamine kinase activity
Source: RefSeq, a predicted model, not a curated record